CUCGUCGCACCUUAACCGAGUCCUCAAGCAACAAUAUUUUUAUUUCUUGUUCAUUUCUUUACAUUAUUUUUAUCUCAUUUCUGGUUUAAGAUAAAAUUCCAGGUUAAUAAAACCGUCAAGGAGUGUGAAGGUACUUGGAUAUAACAUGGACGAAGUUACUGAAAGAUGCAUAAAAGAAUACAAUCUUACUCGACAAGAGUUAAUAGAUGAAAAAUCCGGUAGGUCCCAAGCCGAUCAGAGAAUAAAAUGUUUUUACGCAUGUCAUGGUAAAAUAGCAGGAUGGUUGACAAACGAUGGUGAGCUUAUUCGAGAUAAAUUAUUCAAGCCUUUAUCAAAAAUUCCCAAAGAGCAUUGGCCAGCAGCCGAAGCUUUCGCUCAAACAUGUCUUAAAAAGAGUGAAGAUCCAUGCGACACAGCUUUUUUCGUACAAAAGUGCAUCGAAGCACAGACGAGAAACAACAAGUGAUGAAGAUAAAAUCUGUUUCUGAAUCUACGACAAAGGACUUGAAUACUAAUGUCAACCGGCUAAUAAAAAUAUAAAAAAGAUUUGCACAAA
Molecule: messenger RNA, 556 nt
Organism: Chelonus insularis
Lineage: Eukaryota; Metazoa; Arthropoda; Insecta; Hymenoptera; Braconidae
Exons: 5
Coding region: 146-466 (106 amino acids)
Molecular function (GO): odorant binding
Source: RefSeq, a predicted model, not a curated record